UUAUUCUAAUUUUGGAAAACUGCAUAUUUCAAAACAGACGAAAAAGUAAACUCGAAGCAAAAUCAAGGAACGCAGCAAACCCUAGUCAGUCGAAGAUGGCAUCUCUCGAUUCCGACGUGAAUAUGGUUCCCGCCGGCGAGGGAUCGUCCGCCGCGGGUCCUUCCACCGGUAAUCCGUCCUCCUCCUCCUCCAAGAAAGCGAAGCGAUUCGAGAUCAAGAAAUGGAACGCCGUCGCUCUGUGGGCUUGGGAUAUCGUGGUCGAUAAUUGUGCGAUUUGCAGGAAUCAUAUUAUGGAUCUCUGCAUCGAGUGUCAGGCGAAUCAAGCUAGUGCUACGAGUGAAGAAUGCACAGUUGCUUGGGGUGUUUGCAACCAUGCUUUCCAUUUUCACUGCAUCAGCAGAUGGCUGAAAACCCGUCAAGUCUGCCCUCUUGAUAACAGCGAGUGGGAGUUUCAGAAGUAUGGCCACUAGACGGUACUGCAUGUGCUACCUGGUCUCCAAAAGAGUCAUUGUUGUCUUGGAUUGUAAGUUCUACAGCAUCUGGAAGUUCGGGAAAUAUGGUAACUAGUUACAGUUUCGAUGGCUGCACUAUAUUUCUUGCGAGCAUAACGUUGCGUGUACAUUUCAGUAUCUGAAUCUUAUGUUCUUGGUUGGACCACCCCCCUUAUUAUGCUUAUUGUAUUUGCUGGAUAUUUUACUACAUUUCUGAAAUUUCGCUAGUGAUUUUAAUCGACAUUGCCUAUC
This is a messenger RNA of Andrographis paniculata, 743 nucleotides long. RefSeq names its product RING-box protein 1a. NCBI's taxonomy places the organism in Eukaryota, Viridiplantae, Streptophyta, Magnoliopsida, Lamiales, Acanthaceae. Gene Ontology annotation, molecular function: ubiquitin protein ligase activity; cullin family protein binding; zinc ion binding. The transcript has 5 exons. Gene Ontology annotation, cellular component: nucleus; cullin-RING ubiquitin ligase complex. The record is from RefSeq and is a predicted model, not a curated record. Bases 96 to 470 code for a protein of 124 amino acids. Gene Ontology annotation, biological process: protein ubiquitination; ubiquitin-dependent protein catabolic process.